AUGCGCUUCUAUCUUACAUUGCUUCUGUGCUUGGUCGCCGCUGUCCUUGCUCUCCCUCCACCACAGAAGCCUGUUGUUGUACAAUACCCAGCAGACACCCCAAAGUCCGUCAUACAGAAGGCCAUUGAAGAGAUUCAGAAAGAUGGAGGAAUCAUCACUCACGAAUACUCCUUGAUCAAGGGUUUCGCUGCCAAGGUUUCCGAAGUCACGCUCAACAAGAUCACUGUGAUGGCCGACACCUACGCUCCAUACAUUGAGAAUGACUAUGUCGUCCACGCCGACGGAUCGAUAACCACCGACGACCAGUGA
Capronia coronata CBS 617.96 is the source of this 309-nucleotide messenger RNA. RefSeq lists its product as uncharacterized. The coding region runs from base 1 to 309 and encodes 102 amino acids. Gene Ontology annotation, molecular function: endopeptidase inhibitor activity. The transcript is spliced from 2 exons. The record is from RefSeq and is a predicted model, not a curated record. Gene Ontology annotation, biological process: vacuole fusion, non-autophagic. Lineage: Eukaryota; Fungi; Ascomycota; Eurotiomycetes; Chaetothyriales; Herpotrichiellaceae.